Molecule: messenger RNA, 3801 nt
Organism: Camelina sativa (false flax)
Lineage: Eukaryota; Viridiplantae; Streptophyta; Magnoliopsida; Brassicales; Brassicaceae
Source: RefSeq, a predicted model, not a curated record
AUGGAGACCAAACAACCUACUUCUAUUCUAGAAAAGUUUGUUGGUCAUUUCGGAUAUAAGAAUCUGAAAACAAUUGAUCCUAUUGGUUAUAGUGGUGGUAUGGCUCUUUUUUAUAAUCAAGAUGAUUUUCAGGUAUCGAUUUUAUUUGAGUCUAACAGAUUAAUCGAUAUUGAAGCGGUUUUCAAAGGCCGGAUUAUCCAUUUAACUUUCGUUUAUGGGGAUCCCGUCCCUAAGAAUCGGGAUAUGGUGUGGGAACGCCUUCUAAGAAUUAGCUCUAAUCGGUCCACCCCAUGGUUUUUGGUUGGGGAUUUUAAUGAGCUGACAGGGAACCAUGAAAAACGGGGGGGGGGGGAAUUACAUCAUCCUUUCUCUUUUCUUUCCUUUAAUGGGAUGAUUCGGGAUUGUGGCUUUUUGGAGUUUCCUUUUAUUGGUGAUUGUUUGUCUUGGAGGGGUUGGCGGGAUAAAAAACCUAUACGUUGUCGGUUAGCCAGAGCCUUAGGGAAUGAGGAUUGGCAUGAUUUGUUCCCGGAUACGGUGACGGAGUAUUUACCAAUGAUAGCCUCUGAUCAUAAGCCUCUAGUGGUUAAUAUUGGGGCUAAAAGGCCGCGGGGGAAGAGGAGUUUUAUGUUUGACCGCUGCUGGAUUGGUAAGGCGGGGCUGAUGGAUGCAAUAGCAUCGAGGUGGGAUAGGGAUUUGGAUCAGGACUCAGAUAACUUCGUGCAAAAAGUUGUGAAUUGUCGGAAGGCGGUUUCUCAGUGGCGUAAAUCACAAGUCCCAUACGGUAGGGAAACCAUUGAGGACUUAAAGCGGCAGUUGGAGGUGGCUCUGGCAGAUGACUCAAUUCCUCCUUCUACAAUCUCGGAAUUGCAGAAUCGUUUACGUCAAGCGUAUGGGGAUGAAGAGAUCUACUGGUAUCAAAAGAGUUGGAGUAAAUGGAUGAAAUUGGGGGAUAAGAAUUCCAAAUAUUUCCAUGCCUUAACAAAGCAGAGACGGGCUCGUAAUCGGAUUACUGGUUUGUUUAAUAGGGACGACAUCUGGUCCACUGAGGAUGUUGAUAUCUGUCACACGGCAGUCUCAUAUUUUGAAGAUUUGUUCACUUCAACAAAUCCAGAAAAUUUUGAGGAGGUCCUAAGGGAGGUCAAUACUGUGAUUACUGCCGAGGAUAAUGAGUGGCUCACAGGACCUGCUACGGAGGCUGAGGUCAAAUCUACUUUAUUUACGAUGCAUCCGGAUAAAGCCCCAGGCCCAAACGGGAUGACAGCUUUAUUUUUCCAAAAAGCAUGGGAUAUAGUUAAGACGGACCUUGUGGAUUUGGUUAAUAGGUUUUUAGUGGAGAGAGUUUUUGACAAGGACCUCAAUCGGACUCAUAUUUGCCUUAUUCCGAAGGUGGCAAAGCCAACUCGAAUGGCAGAAUUACGUCCGAUUAGCCUGUGUAACGUUGGGUAUAAGAUCAUUUCUAAGAUUUUAUGUCAGCGACUAAAGAGGGUUUUACCUGGUCUUAUCUCCGAGACUCAAUCGGCUUUUGUUCCGGGUCGGCUGAUCUCGGAUAAUAUCCUUAUUGCUCAAGAGAUGUUUCAUGGCUUGCGUACAAACCCGUCUUGCAAAGGGAAAUUUAUGGCCAUCAAAACAGACAUGAGUAAGGCAUACGAUAGGGUUGAGUGGGAUUUUGUGGCAGCUCUGUUACAGAAGAUGGGGUUUGCAGAGUCAUGGGUUUCAUGGAUAAUGUUUUGUGUCACUUCAGUCGAGUAUAGGGUUCGUAUUAAUGGCCAGCCGAAUGGUUUGAUAGUGCCACAGAGGGGGUUGCGACAAGGUGAUCCUUUAUCUCCUUAUUUGUUUAUUUUAUGCACAGAGGUGUUAAUUGCUAAUAUACGGAAAGCAGAGAGGGAGAAGCUUAUUACAGGGAUAAAAGUGGCGAACAAAUGUCCGCCAAUUACGCAUUUGUUGUUUGCCGAUGAUAGUCUUUUCUUCUGUAAGGUGGACAGAGGACAAUGUCGGGUUAUCUUAGAUAUUCUAAAACAAUAUGAGUCUGUUUCGGGUUUACCCGAAAGUUUGGGUGGGGCUAAGACCAAGGUUUUCUCUUUUGUUCGGGAGCGGAUUCAAAGUCGGACGAAUGGUUGGACGGCAAAUUUGCUUUCAAAAGGGGGAAGGGAAGUGAUGAUUAAAUCUGUUGCAACUGCUGUUCCAACGUUUGUGAUGUCUAGUUUUCGGUUACCAAAAACAAUUACAUCCAAGCUUACCAGUGCAGUGGCAAAUUUUUGGUGGAGUACAAAUGGUCAGACAGGGGGCAUGCAUUGGCUUGCCUGGGAGAAAUUAUGUGUUAGCAAACAGUUGGGUGGUCUUGGUUUUAGGAAUGUGGAUGACUUUAAUUCGGCAUUACUGGCCAAGCAACUUUGGCGUCUGAUAGACGUUCCAGAGUCUUUGUUUGCCAGGGUUUUCAAAAGUAGGUAUUAUAGGAAUACGCAUCCGUUGGAUCCAAUUAGGUCAUACUCUCCCUCCUAUGGAUGGAGGAGUAUAUGUUCUGCUCGCUCUCUGGUUAAUAAAGGGCUUAUUAAACGGGUUGGUUCUGGGGACACCAUUUCUAUAUGGUCAGAUCCUUGGGUACCAGCUCAAUUCCCGAGACCAGCUUCCAGCAAGGGGCCGUUAAAGGACCCUUCUCUUCAAAUGAAUCAAUUAAUUGAUCGACAAAAUAAUUCUUGGCGUCUGGAUAUGCUCAAUGAGCAUUUUGAUCCACUUGAUGUUGCAUUAAUCAGGGCUAUUCCGUUGGGUGGUAACCAAAGGGAUGAUCCCUUCGGUUGGCAUUUCACGAAAACUGGGAACCACUGGUUAUGGCCCGGAAAUUACCCCCUACUCGCUAGUGUGUGGAGGGCUCGUUGCCCACCUAAGAUCCAGCAUUUUAUGUGGCAGGUCUUAUCUGGUUGUAUUUCGGUUUCGGCAAAUUUGGGACGACGGGGUAUUGCUUGUGAUGUACGGUGCGUACGAUGCGGCGCGGAUUCGGAGACAAUAAAUCAUGCCAUCUUUGUGUGUCCUCCGGCCCGUCAGGUUUGGGCGCUAGCAAAUGUGCCGGUGGGACCUAAUUCCUUCCCGACGGAAUCAGUAUAUGCAAAUGUUGAUCACUUUUUAGGGCAGCAGAAUCCGGGAGCCCAUAUUGCGGCUUUCCCUUGGCUUAUGUGGUUUAUUUGGAAAGCAAGGAAUGCACGUGUCUUUGACAAUAUUGCCGAAAGGCCAGAGGAUAUUGUUAGGGUAGCAGAGGGUGAAGCUGCAGCAUGGCAGCAGGCUCAGAUAGAGGAUGAUCUAGUGACCAGUCCCACCUUUCCAGUAGUUUCGGAGUUGCCAGUUAGGGUGCCUACGGUUUCCCUUCCUUCGGUCUUUUCAGGAUAUCGAUGCUUCAUAGCUGGAUCUUGGAAAGCAGGGGAUUUGUAUGCAGGUGCUGGUUGGUGUUGUACCUCGAUCCAGACAACGUUGCCGUUUUUGGGUGCCAAGAAUUUCAGGCGAAGUCUAUCUCCAUUACAUACUGAAGUUGAAGCGUUCCUUUGGGCGAUGCGCUGCAUGAUCGGCCAUGACUUCAGAGAGGUGGCUUUUUAUACUGACUGCUCAGACUUGGUGAAGAUGGUGUCUUCUCCUUCCGACUGGCCAGCGUUCUCGGCGUACCUUGACGACAUCAAGACUGAUAGGGAGGAAUUCUCUUCCUUUUCUUUAUCUUUAAUUCCUAGAAAUGCUAAUUUAAGGGCGGAUUCUUUGGCACGCCAAGCGUGUACAUCUCCGCACCAAGUAUUGUUUGUAAACGAUUUUCCUACCAAUUAG